AUGACUGUUGUUCUGUCCGAUUCUCCAGCCGCUCUGGAGAGCAGCCUGUCCCCUGCUGAGCUGGUCCCCUUUCAGGGAUGCGUCAUCCCCCCGCUCACCCCUCAGCAUGUCUCCUCUCCGGAAAACGACGACGUCGUCCUGCUUCCCAAUCCUUCCUGCGCACAUGACCAGGAUGGGGAACUUUGGACAGGCUUCAGCUCAUGUCAAGCCAGGACGGGACAUGCCGUGGAGGCCAAUCUCCAGCAGGUGCAUGAGACUUUGCAGCACACAAGUGAGCCAUCUGAGGAGGGAAGCCUUCACCUGAGGCAGCUUGCGUGCCGAGCAAAGCUCCUGGCAUCCGUGCUGGAGAAAUUAAUGGCAGACAGAAAGGUAGAUACCAGCCAAGCGGCGAGGCCUUAUGGCGCUAAAUCCAGCAGUCCCUGCAAGAGGCAGCGACUGGACGACGGCUGCCAGUCACCCGACUCGGUGGAGGAGAUCUUGAGAGACGUGGGCACGCGCUGCCACGCCGUGCUGUGCGCCGAAGCGCCGCGACGGGACACGGACGCUAUCCCCGUGUACGGGUCAUUCUCGGGCCUGCAGACCUCCAUAUGCAAAGACAGCAGCAGCAGCAGCAGCAGCGAAGCGGACACGUGGUCUUUUCGCACCACCGUCAAAGAGCACGGCACCAUAAGGACACGCGUGUUCCCUCACGGCCGAGCCUUCACCUCGGGCACCCGACACGGAGGAUACCGCUUCCGCUGGGUUCCCGACAACAACUGAGAGUGUGGGUGGGCUGAUACUGUUAAUGCCUAACUUGUAAUCUGCGGCGAUAUCGGCAAAUGAUUACAUGAUGUCUUCCUCCCUCCCUCCCUCAGGUAGCUUGUAAGCUCAUGGGUCAGAGGACACAAAACUGCCUGCCUGCCUGCCUGCCUGCCUGCCUGCC
Syngnathus acus (greater pipefish) is the source of this 922-nucleotide messenger RNA. Its product is annotated as multicilin. The transcript has 3 exons. NCBI's taxonomy places the organism in Eukaryota, Metazoa, Chordata, Actinopteri, Syngnathiformes, Syngnathidae. Gene Ontology annotation, biological process: negative regulation of cell cycle; negative regulation of DNA replication. The coding region runs from base 1 to 759 and encodes 252 amino acids. The record is from RefSeq and is a predicted model, not a curated record. Gene Ontology annotation, cellular component: nucleus.